Molecule: messenger RNA, 1519 nt
Organism: Betta splendens (Siamese fighting fish)
Lineage: Eukaryota; Metazoa; Chordata; Actinopteri; Anabantiformes; Osphronemidae
Product: NACHT, LRR and PYD domains-containing protein 12-like
Exons: 5
Coding region: 50-1519 (489 amino acids)
Molecular function (GO): protein binding
Source: RefSeq, a predicted model, not a curated record
GGAGUUCUUCAGGAAGUGGUUCACAGAUGAGGAGCAGAGCAACACAAUCAUGUCCCACAUCAAGACGGCACGAAGCCUCCACAUCAUGUGCCACAUCCCAGUCUUCUGCUGGAUCACUGCUACGGUUCUGGAGGAUCUGCUGGAAACCAGAGAGGGAGGAGAGCUGCCCAAGACCCUGACGGAGAUGUACGCAGAGUUCCUGGGGUUUCAGAUGGAUCGGACUAAAGACAAGUACGGACCAGAACAGAGCAGCAACUACAUCAAGUCAUUGGCUAAACUGGCUUUUAAGCAGCUGCUAAAGGGAAACUUGAUCUUCUAUGAGGAAGAUCUGAAAGAGAGCGGCAUCGAUGUCAGAGGAGCCUCAGUGUGUUCAGGAGUGUUCACAGAGAUCUUUAAACAGGAGCGAGGGAGGAAAACCAAGGACAAGAUCUUCAGCUUUGUUCAUCUGAGCGUUCAGGAGUUUCUGGCUGCUGUUCACAUGAUGCUCUGUUACACCAACGGGAAAAUGGAGGAACUGGAGGAGUUUCUGAAAGACUCCAAUGCUGCUCUGGAUGUUGUCCUGAGUAGAACCAUGUUUAAAUCCCUCCUCAGUCCAAGUGGCCACCUGGACCUGUUUGUUCGCUUCCUUCAUGGCCUCUGUCUGGAGUCCAACCAGAGAAUCUUAGGAGGUUUGCUGGGUCACACAGAGAACAGUCCAGAAACCAUCCAGAGAAUCAUCAACAACCUGAAGAUGAACAGUUACAGUAUCUGUCCAGACAGAAGCAUCAACAUCUUCCACUGUCUGAUGGAGAUGAACGACCACUCAGUCCAUCAGCAGAUCCAAGAGUUCCUGAAGUCAGAGAACAGAUCAGAGAAGGAACUCUCCUUGAUCCAGUGCUCAGCUCUGGCCUACAUGCUGCAGAUGUCAGAGGAGGUUCUGGAUGAGUUGGACCUGGACAAGUACAACACAUCAGUGGAGGGACGACAGAGACUGAUCCCAGCUGUGAGGAACUGCAGAAAGGCUCAACUUUCUAGAUGUGGACUCACAGAGACUCACUGUGAAGUUGUGGCCUCAGCUCUGAAGUCCAACCCGUCACAUCUGACACAUCUGGACCUGAGUAACAACAACCUGCAGGACUCAGUGAAGGUUCUGUGUGCUGGACUGGAGAGUCCUCACUGUCGACUGGAGACUCUGAGAUUGAGUUGCUGCAGGUUGUCAGAGAUCAGCUGUGAUUCUCUGGUCUCAGCUCUGAAGUCCAACCCGUCACAUCUGACACAACUCGACCUGAGCUACAACAAGCUGCAGGAUUCAGGAGUGAAGCAUCUUUGUGUUUUUCUGGAGAGUCGUCACUGUCGACUGGAGACUCUGAGAUUGAGUUGCUGCAGUUUGUCAGAGAUCAGCUGUGAUUCUCUGGUCUCAGCUCUGAAGUCCAACCCGUCACAUCUGACACAACUGGACCUGAGCUUCAACAAGCUGCACGAUUCAUCUGUGAAGCCUCUUCGUGACCUGAGUCCAGACUUUCGACUGGAGAGGUUCUGA